AUGCCAAGACAAGUAAUUUUAACCAGACGUGAAGUUUUUUCAUCAAGUCAUAGAUUAUUUUCAGAUUCUUUAAGUUUAGAAGAAAAUAAAAAAGUUUAUGGAAAAUGUAUAAAUAGUCAUGGUCACAAUUAUACAUUAGAAGUUUCGGUUAAGGGCGAAGUCAACCCAGAUAUUGGUAUGUUUAUGAACAUUACAGAGUUAAAAGAAGUCAUUAAAACUGAAGUUAUGGAUAAAUUAGAUCACAAAAAUUUAGAAGAAGAUGUUCCAGAACUUAAAGGUAUCGUAACCACAACAGAAAAUCUUUCAAUUUUUAUUUGGGAUCAAUUAUAUAAACAUUUAAAAAAUUUUUUAUAUGAAGUUAGAAUUUUAGAAACUGAAAACAAUUUUGUAGUUUACAGAGGUGAAUAA
Messenger RNA from Dictyostelium purpureum, 408 nucleotides. Its product is annotated as 6-pyruvoyltetrahydropterin synthase. Lineage: Eukaryota; Evosea; Eumycetozoa; Dictyosteliales; Dictyosteliaceae. The coding region runs from base 1 to 408 and encodes 135 amino acids. Gene Ontology annotation, cellular component: mitochondrion. The record is from RefSeq and is a predicted model, not a curated record. The transcript is spliced from 2 exons.